UGGAAUUUCCAGAUACUUUCAUUCCGCGCGAGUAGCCAGAAAACGCGACGUGAUCGCGAGCCGGCGCUCCUUCUGCCUGUAAUUCAAUUUCAAGUUUUCUGCCGCUUUUGUAACGCUACGAAACCUUAGGAAUCUCGCUACUAUCGCGGUUAUCUCUCAGUACCCGAUCCGUCGACACGGUGAGAAGCAUCCGAUAUCGAAGAAGACCGUGGCCGGUUUAUUAAUACGAUCGGUUCGACGGAGACUUUCCCAUUUCCGAUAGGGAGUUAUAUUUUAUUUACCAAUUUGUACAAUCGAUAACUCGCCGAGCCGAACGAUUUUCUUUCACGAGAAAUUUGAAUCUCAAGCCCAUUAUUGGCUUGAUCAUCGAGUACUCCGUGACUCUCGAAUCGAAGAACAGCGAACAUACGUCGGAGAGGAAUUCCUAAUAGAGAACGAUUAUCCUUCAUUCGCAGCAAUAUCAUGCUCGAAGAGUUCCGAUAGUUCGCUUAAGCACAGUCGAACCGAUGCCCCAGGACGAACACGAGGGGAAUUCUGAUGAUAUUUAAGAUCAGACACCGGAAUUUUCGCGGUUCUGUACUUUUUGCAAUAUCUAUUUUCGGGCCGCGUUUACUCACGUCUCAAGCUGGUCCCGCGAUUCCAACGAGCUCUCGGCCGAAAGAAAAAGUUUGAUAGCGACGACAAAGUAAAGGGAAGGUGAUAUCUUCAUGAUCAAAAUGGAAACCUCCACCGUGGUGUUUAUCCCGCAAAAUACAACGAUACAGGCGAAGCGUGAGCUAUUCUUCAAAGGUGACAACGCCGGAAUAAUGUCACCAUCUGUGCCGUCGGUGCCAUCGGUGCCAUCGGUGCCGCCUCCACAACCUCCGUCGCAGGCCUCGUCGCCGAUGAGCACCUCGUCAACGAAUACGUCGUCGACAACUACCACGACAACCACGACACUCGCCUCGCCUAACACAGCACCACCAACUUCCUCGACCGUGUACACAAGCGUCACAUCGUCGGCGCCUACCUCAAAGCCACGAUUACCUCCGUCCACGGUGAUUCUGAAUCAAAACGAUGCAUCAGAGGACAGCAAUAAACGGGAGUCGAGCAGAAGCAGCGAAAACAAGGAAGCCCCUGUUCUACAUCAUUCACGACCAACGCCGCCGACCAAGCCUAAAGAACUUGAUGGUUACGUGGGAUUCGCGAAUCUGCCCAACCAAGUCUAUAGAAAAGCUGUUAAAAAAGGAUUCGAUUUUACUCUGAUGGUCGUUGGUGAAUCAGGGCUGGGAAAAUCAACCUUGAUCAAUUCGAUGUUCCUCGCCGAUAUAUACAGUGCCGAGUAUCCUGGUCCUAGCCUCAGGGUUAAAAAAACUGUAGCUGUAGAGACAAGCAAGGUAUUGUUGAAAGAGAACGGUGUGAAUCUUACUCUGACUGUCGUCGAUACACCUGGAUUCGGAGAUGCAGUCGAUAACAGCAAUUGUUGGGUACCAGUGAUCGAAUAUAUCGAAUCAAAAUACGAGGAAUUUCUAAAUGCUGAGUCUCGUGUAGUGAGACGGCAGAUCCCAGACAGUCGAGUGCACUGUUGUCUCUACUUCGUCGCACCCUCGGGCCAUGGUUUGAAGCCGUUGGAUGUCGAGUUCAUGCAACGUCUUCACGACAAAGUUAACAUUAUACCUGUCAUCGCGAAGGCAGAUACCAUGACGCCAGACGAAUGUGCUCAUUUUAAGAAACAGAUUUUAAACGAGAUAGCACAGCACAAGAUAAAAAUCUAUGAGUUUCCGGAAGUAGAGGAAGAAGAGGAAAGUAAACUGCAUAAAGUUCUUAGAGACAGAGUACCGUUUGCAGUAGUGGGUGCAAACACUGUGGUCGAACAAGACGGUAGGAAAGUUCGUGGAAGAAAGUAUCCUUGGGGAAUCGCAGAAGUGGAGAAUUUGGAGCAUUGCGAUUUCAUAGCACUCCGAAACAUGGUGAUCAGAACACAUUUGCAAGAUCUGAAAGAUGUGACAAAUAAUGUACAUUACGAAAACUUCCGAUGUCGUACGUUAGCAGGCAUUGGAGUGGAUGGAAAACCAACGAAAGUCUCCAAUAAUUUGUGCCCUCCAGGAGUGAUGAACAGUUUCAUGACAGUGUGGAAUCCAUUGGCUCAAUUGGAAGAGGAAAAGAGAGAACAUGAUAAUAAAAUGAAAAAAAUGGAAAUUGAUAUGGAGCAGGUGUUUGAAAUGAAAGUCAGAGAAAAGAAGCAAAAACUUAAAGAUUCAGAAGCAGAUUUACAAAAAAGGCACGAACAAAUGCGGCGCUGUUUGGAGCAACAAGUACGUGAGUUAGAAGAAAAAAGACGAGCAUUUGAGGCUGAAAAGGUAGCAUGGGAGCAACAGACUGGACACAGUAUUGAAGAAUUACGUAGGCGCAGCCUGGAAGCAAAUUCAAAAGAGACGGGAUCAGUGUCUUCCGAGGGAUCUGGCGGUGGCGGGGGUACGUUGAGGGGUUCACGAGGGAUAGGAAGUCUCCUACGCCGUCACACCAGUUUCAAAUCACCUCAAGACAGCCCUACACAGAUACAGCUUGUCAUACAACAUCCCGAGCAUCCUUAGUAGAUCGUAGAAUCUGUCUACAUUUACUUACAAAAUGCCUGUACGUCGCUGUGUC
Messenger RNA from Eufriesea mexicana, 2628 nucleotides. RefSeq names its product septin 7-like protein pnut (gene pnut). Bases 708 to 2573 code for a protein of 621 amino acids. The transcript is spliced from 11 exons. The record is from RefSeq and is a predicted model, not a curated record. Lineage: Eukaryota; Metazoa; Arthropoda; Insecta; Hymenoptera; Apidae. Gene Ontology annotation, molecular function: GTP binding.